UAGACUCUCGUUAACUGUUGGUUGUAUUACCACGCGGGGCGUGCGGAACAGUAAAAGAGAGAAAGAGUUGAGUGAUGUAGACUCAGGGUUGGAGAAAGAGAACGAGGGUGGGAGGUCUGUUGUUCUAGAGACACCAACGUCCGUGUGGAGGUUUCGAAAUUCUGGCGAAUGUCUGAUAGCAACCCUACGUCAUGAUCUCGUGAUCUAUCUACUAGUUUCGACACGUUUGAUCGAACAUAUAUCGCAUAAAAAACGCAAGAACUCAAAGAAAGGUACGCAAACGUACCUGAAAAGAAUUUGAACGCCUACAAGGAUCUUUUCACCCUAACAGAUAAUAUUGUUAUGGGGUUAUUAAAUUUGCCUGUGACAUUAUCAGUCACUGAAUCACUUCGCAAUGUGACCUUAAGGAGUUAUGGAUUACAACAGAAAACAGAGAAGUUCUGCUGGAGAUUAAAGUCUGGGUGAUAUUAUCUAACAUGGAAAUGAAAGGAGACCAUUUAAUAGCAGCACCUGGACCAAGAGAAUAUAAUAAACCUUAAAGUCUUUUGGAACAAUUUUCUGAAUUGUCUUCUAGUUAUCAAGGCUAUUAUUCUUCUACUUAAUGUUCAAGACCAUUUAGAUAAUAAUUACAAUGUUUAUUAUCUGCUGGACUGACUCCAACUGCUGGCAAGUACAGAAGAUCGUAGAUUUCUACCUAAACUACCAUCAGACAAGUUAGGUUUCUAGCAGGUGUUCAUGUUCGAGGUUUACUAGGUUUAGUAACAGGUGAUGUUGCUGUAAUAUUCUCAUUUAAAGAUUACUCUUGUCCACCGGUACAUAGAUGAUGCAUCAACAUGAAUGAUAGACGGAUUAGAAGAACACAUUGAAAAUGAAUAAUCGCCAUUCCUUUUACUGAAAAAAAUAAUGGAGUAUAUGGAUUUUUUUGAAGAAUAUGAAACAUGAAUGUCUGCAUGUUUGCUGUUAUUGUUUUUCUUCUCUUCGGCCUCAUGUCAGUUGGAUCUUCCACCCCUGAGAGAUGAUAGAGUGGAUCCUUACAAUCGCGAUCGAGUGGAGCCUUACAACCGGGAUCAAGUAGAUCCUUACAAUCGAGAUCGACCAGAUACUUUUAACCAACCAGACUCCUUCAACCGAGGACCCAAUAUAAAUGAUCGGGAUAUCAGAAAUGUUUUAUUGGAACUUGAUGCUGAGGGAACAAAAAAAUGCACUAAUAAUGUUGCAGCACAGUGGAAUUACGAAACUGAUGUGAACGAAUAUAGUCAAUUUCAAGCACUGGAAGCGCAGAGAGAAUACGCGGAAUUUCAGAACUAUGCUUGGCGAAUAAUAAAUCGAUUAGAUGUACUCAAUCAACGGGAUCCUCUACUACGUAGAAGACUGAGAUAUUUAUCGGUGGUUGGCCCAGCUGCAUUACCACCUGAUCAAUUAGACAGAUACAAUCGUAUCAUAAAUGAUAUGCUUGCAAUUUAUAACUCUGCUACAAUAUGCGCCCACAAUGAUCCUUUCCGGUGUGGACUACGCCUUUAUCCAGAAAUUACACAGAUCAUGGCUAAAAGUAGAGACUGGGAUGAAUUACAGUGGGUUUGGACUGAAUGGAGGCGACGGAGCGGUGCCCAAAUGCGUGACCUUUACACUCAAUUAGUCACGUUAAAUAACGAAAUAGCAAGACUCAAUAAUUUCACAGAUGCUGCAGAAUAUUGGAUGUUUCCUUAUGAAUCUCCAGACUUUCAACGAGAAAUCGAUGAGGUCUGGGAAACUAUCCGCCCACUUUAUGAGGAACUUCAUGCAUACAUUAGAAAACGGCUUAGAGACUUAUAUGGACCAGAAAAAAUAGGAACCCAUACACCACUUCCAGCUCAUAUUCUUGGAAAUUUGUGGGGUCAAUCGUGGACCAAUUUGCUUGAUAUUACAACGCCAUAUCCUGGAAAAUAUUACAUGGAUGUUACGGAAGAAAUGCAGGCUCAGGGAUAUACACCUCUAGAUAUAUUCCAGAGAGGCGAGGAAUUUUACCUCUCACUCAAUUUGAGCGCAUUACCUCCAGAGUUCUGGGCCGGAAGUAUUAUAGCUAACCGGGGUGACCGCCCAUUAAUCUGUCAAGCUUCCGCGUGGGAUUUUUGUAAUGGUAUUGAUUACAGAAUCAAAAUGUGUACGAAAGUGACUAUGAAAGACUUAAUUACUGUUCAUCACGAAAUGGCUCAUAUUCAGUACUUCUUACGAUACAGAAAUCUCCCAAGAGAAUUUAGAGAUGGAGCCAAUCCAGCAUUUCAUGAAGCCGUUGGUGAAGCAGUUGCUCUAAGUGUUGGCACACCGAAGCAUCUUCAAACUUUGGGCCUGGCUAAUAAAUACGUUGAUGAACCACAAUCAGAUAUCAACUACUUAUUCUCAUUAGCAAUGGAAAAACUUCCGAUGUUACCAAUCAGUAUUGCCAUGGAUCGAUGGAGAUGGGAUGUAUUUAAGAAAGUUGUUACUCGUCAAGAAUAUAAUUGUCAUUGGCAUAGAAUGAUGGAACUUUAUGCUGGAAUUAAACCACCUGUUUUAAGAUCCGAAGAGGACUUUGAUCCUGGCUCCAAGUACCACAUUCCAGCAAAUAUUCCAUACAUUCGAAACUUUGUGGCCGGUGUUCUCCAAUUCCAGCUAUACCGAGGUCUAUGCCAAGCCGCAGGACAACGUUUUGCCAAUGAUCCUAGAAGACCAUUACAUCGAUGUGACUUUUACAGAAAUCCUGAUGCUGGACGUGUUUUAGGAAGAUUGAUGGAGAAAGGAUCUUCGCGACCAUGGCAGGACAUACUCCAAGAGGCGACUGGUGAAUUCAGAUUGGAUGGUGACGCACUCAGGGAGUUCUUUAGACCAUUGGAGGAUUGGCUGAGAACGGAAAAUCUAAGAUCCGGUGAAGUUGUUGGCUGGUCUUAUGAUGGUGACUACUGUAAGCGUAGCAUUGAAACCGCAGGUCUGCAGGUUUAUGGAGCUGGAUUUUACUUUAGCUCAGCAUUCUCUUCACAUCUCCAAGCUCCACUCAUUACUAUCUUGUUAAUUAUUUCUACUAUAUUUAUUUAUUAGGAGAAUUUUAAAUACCAAGAAUUAAUUGUUGCAAGUAACAAUUUAAAAGAAAAAUUCAAACUUUCAAUUGAUGAAAGACACAUUUAAUCAUUUUUAGAGUUAAUUCAUAAACUUAACUCUUAAAUGAAUAAUUUUAUAUGUUAAAAUUAAAAAAAAAAUUUUAUAUGUUGUAAAUUAUAAGUAUUUUUUAUUGUUGAACAUUUAUCAUCGUUGAACAUUUAAGGGUUAAAGAUUUCAACAAGCUUAAGAUUCACAACCUUUGGAAAAUUAUUGAUAUUUUGCAUUGAAAACAUUCUAAAAGGUUAAAAGAAAAAUAGUUAAUCAUUAAAGAAAUGUGAGAUAAAUUUUUUGUAAAUCAUGAAAUUGAUAUAUGAGUCAUCCAUUUAUUACAAAUAUUUCUUAAGUGUUGGCGUCAAUCAUUUAUUCAGUCUUCUUAAUAUUAAAAUCCGUUCUAGAUCAUUGUAGUACUUGGUUAGAAUAAUUUUUGCCUAUCAUCAGAGAAUCGAAAAAUUCACUUCUAGAAUGCG
Messenger RNA from Chelonus insularis, 3578 nucleotides. RefSeq names its product angiotensin-converting enzyme Ance-3 (gene Ance-3). NCBI's taxonomy places the organism in Eukaryota, Metazoa, Arthropoda, Insecta, Hymenoptera, Braconidae. Gene Ontology annotation, biological process: proteolysis. The transcript has 16 exons. Gene Ontology annotation, cellular component: plasma membrane. Gene Ontology annotation, molecular function: peptidyl-dipeptidase activity; metallopeptidase activity. Bases 943 to 3051 code for a protein of 702 amino acids. The record is from RefSeq and is a predicted model, not a curated record.